AUGUCUCUGUCGCAAAAACCAACUUACGAGUAUGCAUGCUCUGAAUGCCACCGUCGGAAACAAAAGUGUAACCGGGAUUGGCCUUGCGCAAGCUGUACGAAACGUAACGUUCCUAUGCUCUGCAAAUACACAUCAGAUCCACCUAGCAAGUCAGAAGAUACAACGGAGAAAGGCUAUCGUUGUGACAGCUUGAUCGCGGUACAAGGUAUAGAGAACCUUCGGGCCUGUGGAUUAGGUCCCUCAUAUCUCCAGCAGCUGGGACACAAUAUCGAACCGAUUCGAAGGCUGCAAUUGAUCUCUCUGAGUUCGCCUCACCCGUUGAGUGCCCUGAUCCCAACAAUAUCUAGAAAUGAUGCUGAUUUUCUGGUGCAGGUGUUCACUAAGAAGGUCCACAUUCACUGUGACAUCGUCCACCUAAUUUCAUUUGUCAAGCAAUACUCCGAUUGGUGGGAUGCACGCUUGGCUAGGGGUACAAUCGACCUGCACUGGACUUGUCUUUUAUUGGAGGUUUUGGCCUGUGCAGCACAGCAGGCAUUUCCCUCAGAGCAAGGGUCACCUGGAAAGCGAUUUCACAAUGCAGCUGAAUCAUUGUAUUGCGCGAUAUGUGAAGGGAAUCUGACCUCGUGCCGGACAAUGUUAAGCUCUGCUUGGUUAAUGACCAUUCAGCUAGGAAUCCAUCAAGAACCAGCUGGUUCAGGAAUCGACUUCGAAAUUGAGAUGAAAAGGAAAAUAUGGCUGUAUAUGGCAGAGUGGGAUCUGGAGAUCGCAAUUCUUCUGUCUCAACCGAGGGUUAUGGAUCGAACCUGCUGUACCGUGAGGCGCCCAGAUGUGUGGCAAAAUUUAACUCUCCAGCGAGUCGUUGCUCACAUUGAACUUUUCAGACUCGUGUUUGAGCGUCGAGAUCACAGCCGGUCGUGGCUGGAGAAUGGAAUUCGAGUGUGGGAACAAGAGCUGCCACAUGAUCUCGAAUAUUCAACUGAGAAACUUCAAUCAGAUGGACCAGAAGGAAAAUUCCACCGGAUGUAUACUCUCGUUGUUAAGGUCACUGCGCAUAUCAGUCCAUUGGUACCCAGGCCAGGAAUGACCUUUGUCAAACCAGAGGAUAGGAGUGCUGUUAUCGGCCAUUGCUUAUCGCUGGUGGAAUUCUUGCAGGACUUGAUUGAGCUGUUGCGAGUGCAGGAGAUCAGAAUGUUGUUUCUCUCUUAUUAUAUUUUUACAUCAAUCGCAAUACUGUGCCAAGCACACCGCUUGGCGCCCGACAGGCAGCUGACACAGGUGGUUUCUGAGAAAGCUCAGUGGGCGUACGACUAUUUGCUCAAGUCCGAGACUAAUUCCAACUUGGCAAUGGCACUCAUACCGGUGCUACCUGAGAAUGUCGAGUGCUCGCAGAGUUGGGCAAGCCCUAUUGAAGAUUCUGAAGCAAAACACUCCACCGAAAGCGUGGAAAUGACGGCAACAACCCCCAGCAUGAAUACCGAGAGUUUCUUUGAUACCUUACGUUCGGAAGAGCUUGAUGAACUGGCGGGUAAAUGGCAACAGGGAGUCCUCAGCCUCAACGAGGAGGCAUCAGAAAUCCGUAGUGAAGCUUACGCUCUCCACAAGCGAUGGGAAAGUCACUAUACUUUUCAGAAAGCACCAGCUCAAGAAAAGUCAUAG
Fusarium mangiferae is the source of this 1656-nucleotide messenger RNA. RefSeq lists its product as uncharacterized. The transcript is spliced from 7 exons. Lineage: Eukaryota; Fungi; Ascomycota; Sordariomycetes; Hypocreales; Nectriaceae. Bases 1 to 1656 code for a protein of 551 amino acids. The record is from RefSeq and is a predicted model, not a curated record. Gene Ontology annotation, molecular function: zinc ion binding; DNA-binding transcription factor activity, RNA polymerase II-specific. Gene Ontology annotation, cellular component: nucleus. Gene Ontology annotation, biological process: regulation of DNA-templated transcription.